Molecule: messenger RNA, 958 nt
Organism: Stereum hirsutum FP-91666 SS1
Lineage: Eukaryota; Fungi; Basidiomycota; Agaricomycetes; Russulales; Stereaceae
Exons: 4
Coding region: 45-935 (296 amino acids)
Source: RefSeq, a predicted model, not a curated record
CGAAAUUGGACUCACACUACUGAUUUUGGUUAUCACUUUCAGAGAUGGAGACAAACGCAGAGAAGGUCCGACAGGAGUUUCGUGAACAUAUCCAGAACUCGAAACACACGUCAACAGACUUGAGAAUCUCCUCCAAUUUAUUCAAGACCUCUACUCUACCCAUCCUCUCAAAGUCGCAGACACCGUGUUCCGCACCUGGGGAGAUCAUUUACCUCAUCAGAUCCAACGUUAUCCCCGACUUCGAUUUCGAGAUGAUACCGGAUAUUCUCGAUGCGAUCACUUCCCUGGAGUCCAUGCGGAAACAAUUAAUAGAGAAGGUAGACGAAGCUCUGGUCUGGAACAACUAUCUGAGACGACAUGACCAACGUGGCGGCGCUCAGGUGGCAGAUGGUGUGGGUGAUAGAAUCUUGGACUCGAAUGACGUUGACGUGCUGAAGAAAUUGUUGGCAAGAGCUCCGAACCAGCGCAGCACGUAUCGAGGAAUCAUCGACAGAUGUAUUUGUUUGCAUCUCGUGUAUCUGCGGGCGAAAUCCUGUCCGCGUUUAUUAGCACAUCUCGAAACAUACUUCCCAGAAUUUUCGCCAAUUGAUUCUCCCCGAGGCAUGGCUAGGAAGCACUUUCCAGGGUCACAGCAUCUCAAAGACAUUGAUGGUGAUGAAAUGAAGGAUUACCGUCAGACUGCACGAAACUGCAUCAAGUUCUUGGAUGAUGUAGCGGCACUCGAGAAGAAGGUAGCUUGUACGCCGGGCAUAAAUGGCGAACCGAGAAUCGAUUGGAACGACAAUACGGAGCUCACUGACCUUAUCGAUCGGUUCUUACGGGGAGAUAUUCUAUACGAUGCGGAUGAGGUGGAGAAAAUGAUUGAGACGUGGCUGCGGAAAUUCGAGGCCCUUGUGUGGCGGUUGGAAAGGAUCUUUGAGAUCGAGUUGUAUUGAAGUCGCUGUGGAAUGCCACAGUU